GUAGAGUAUUUGAAUUUUAAAAUUGCAACAUUGCACAGUAUCCAGCCAGAAAAAUAGGGUGUCUUUCUGACAAACACCCCUUUGAGCUAUGUGCUCGUAUCCCCCCAAAACCUAUGAAAAUAGGUAAGCCUUCCAGCAUGUCCAAAAGGUCAACUGAUUUCAGUCAUUUCAGGUUAGGAUGGAAUAAGUUUCAAAGUAGCAGGCCCUUCAAGAAUGCUUUGUCGACACUACCCUUCUCCACCCCUUCCUUUUUUAAACUAACUGUGUUGUAGCCCAAAAGCCACUUCUGGUUUUAAGUAUCUCAUGUGGCUACACCCUCUCAUUGGCAGGUUCCAGACCAUUCAGAGCUUAGAGCUAUCAAAUGCUGUCAGUUAGAGACACCACUUAACUAGCAGGCAGGCUGCCUUAUUCUACCUUAGCUUUAGUACAAAUUUCAAAUGUAGACUAGGCAAUGUGUGACUGUGAACCAGAAGUAUACACGUUUUUUCUGUAGCAAAGAAGAGACUUGAACUAGGCUUCACAGUCUUCCAGGUCAGCACUUUGACCACUAGACAGUGAAUUAAUUCAAGAGGUCUGACUAGUUGAUCAGAAUGGUAGAUGCACAGAUUAUUAAUGACCAGUGCUUUGAGCCACCUUAAAUCCAAGUAGCACUGAUAUCAAUAGCAGUGAGUAUACCACAUUGUGGACUUCAGAGAGGGCUAGUGAGCAGAGUGUGUACCCAAGGUCAAUGUCUGCAUUCUAUUUGUUGCAAUGAUACCAGUGUUGUGCCAUCUUUACAGUUAUUGUUCGAUUUAGGCUUGCUAGAACAGGCCAGCCCAUUUGUUGUGUAGGCGUAUCCUUCAUUUCCAAAUGAAUGACUGCUUUAGCACUCGUGUGUUGUCAUCUUUUAAUACUUCAUUUCUUCUAAGAUGUUUUCUGGCAACCAAAUUUGUUUCCAUGCUUCACACAAGUUUUUGGCAGAUUUACUUAUUCUAAGCUGCAGUAUUACUUGCGUGCUGACCUAAUGGGUUAUUUGUUUUUGAAAAUCAUAUACGAGUGUUGUUUUUGGUGGGGAGGGGACCUUUGGACACACAAAUCACAUGAACUUCAAGUAGGAAGAUUGAUUUAUGUUUUCCGUAAUCUUAGCAGUGAUUCUAAGUUAUUUUGCUUCCAAGUGACCUUUUGAAAUGAUCAGAAGUUGCUUCAUGGCAUAUAAAACAAGUUAAUGUGAGAUCCAACUACAACUUACAAUUCUUCUAGAGCUGCCAAGUUAAAUGAUACAAUACAAAAUGUAAACACUUUGGUUCAUGUAAAACAAUUUUAUCUUAAGUCAGAAAAUAUGGUUAGGCAUAUCUAUAGAAAACAAACUAGUUCUAAUGCUUUAGACCUGACUUUGAAUGUUUUUUUGAUUGGCAGAUCUUUAAUAAUUAUCAGCACUUUGGAUGGACGAAUUGCUGCUCUAGAUCCUGAAAAUAGUGGCAGAAAGCAGUGGGAUCUUGAUGUGGGAUCUGGUUCCCUUGUAUCAUCCAGCCUCAGUAAACCAGAGGUAUUUGGGAAUAAGAUGAUCAUUCCUUCCUUGGAUGGAGAUCUUUUCCAGUGGGAUCGUGAUCGAGAAAGUAUGGAAGCUGUUCCUUUCACAGUUGAAUCUCUGCUUGAGUCAUCCUACAAAUUUGGAGAUGACGUCGUUUUGGUUGGGGGAAAGUCCCUGACCACAUACGGGCUGAGCUCAUACUCGGGGAAGGUGAAGUACAUCUGUUCAGCUAUAGGCUGUCGCCGCUGGGAUGAUGAUGAGACAGAACAAGAAGAUAUUCUUCUCCUGCAUCGAACCCAGAAAACAGUUCGUGCUGUUGGGCCACGUAGCGGCAAUGAGAAGUGGAAUUUUAGUGUUGGUCACUUUGAACUGCGCUAUGUUCCAGACAUCGAAACUAGCGUGGGAUUUAUUGAGAGCAAUUUUAAAUCCAGUAUAAACAGAGAAGAGUCUAAAAUCAUUUCGGAUGUGGAAGAGCAGGAGGCUGUGAUGAAGGAUACAGUGAUAAAGGUCUCAGUAGCAGACUGGAAGGUUAUGGCUUUUAAUAAGCAGGGAGGACAUCUGGAAUGGGAAUACCAGUUUUGCACUCCGAUUGCUUCUGCUUGGCUGGUUAGAGAUGGAAAAGUCUUUCCAAUCAGUCUUUUUGAUGAUACGAGUUACACCGCUAACAGUGAGGUCCUGGAAGAUGAAGAGGAUCUUGUGGAAGCUGCCAGAGGAGCCACGGAGUCUAGUGUCUAUUUAGGAAUGUACAGAGGUCAGCUAUACCUUCAGUCUUCAGUCAGAAUUUCUGAGAAGUUCCCAACCAACCCAAAGGCUCUGGAAUCCAGAAAUGACAACGCAAUUAUCCCGUUGCCCACAAUCAAGUGGAAACCUUUAAUUCAUUCUCCAUCCAGGACUCCUGUGUUGGUGGGAUCUGAUGAAUUUGAUAAAUGUCUCAGCAAUGACAAGUUUUCUCAUGAAGAGUACAGUAACGGAGCACUUUCAGUUCUGCAGUAUCCAUAUGACAAUGGUUACUAUUUGCCAUACUACAAAAGAGAGAGGAACAAACGAAGCACCCAGAUCACUGUUCGUUUUAUUGACAAUAUGAACUACAAGAAUAUCCGCAAAAAGGAUCCAGUUCUGCUUUUGCAUUGGUGGAAAGAAAUAGUUGGCACCAUCUUAUUCUGCAUUGUAGCAACAACUUACAUCGUUCGCAAGCUCUUCCAUCCCCAUCCUCACAACAGACAGCGGAAGGAAUCUGAAACACAAUGUCAGACUGACAGUAAAUAUGAGCCGGUUGGUGGAGAAGUUAAAGAUAACAGCUGGAAUGACAUUACGUGUUCUGGAUAUGUGUCAAGGUACCUAACAGAUUUUGAGCCAAUUCAGUGUAUGGGUCGAGGAGGAUUUGGAGUUGUCUUCGAAGCUAGAAACAAAGUAGAUGACUGCAACUAUGCUAUCAAAAGGAUCCGCCUACCUAACAGGGAAUUGGCUCGUGAGAAGGUGAUGCGUGAAGUUAAAGCUUUAGCUAAACUUGAACACCCAGGUAUUGUUCGAUAUUUUAACGCAUGGCUGGAAGCACCACCUGAGAGAUGGCAGGAGAAGAUGGAUGAACUAUGGAUAAAAGAUGAAAGUACUGAUUGGCCAUUCAGUUCUCCCAGUCCGAUGGACGGUCCAUCAUUCAAAAUUAGAACAGAGCCAUUGUCUACAAAGGAGCACAUUGAAGUUAUUGCUACAACACCACAGCGAAUUAAGUCUUUCUCUGUGGGGAUAGCCUGUGGCCAGUCCGAUUCAUCAGAGAGCCAGAUUUCUCCAGUGGAGUUCUCUGCUACUGACAAUGAGGUCUUGCACCAGUCAACAGAUCUGAUGUUAAACCUGCAGGACAGCGUCCUUACAGACUGCGAUAUUGAGGAUAGUACUGUUGAUGAUGCUGAUCCAGGCCACUCCAUUGAACUUUAUCCUCCAGCUGGGCCUAUCGUGCAGUUGAGAGAGAGGACCUCAUCCUCCAUUGUGUUUGAGGAUUCUGGCUGUGAUAACACUUCGAGUAAGGAUGGUAACAGAAGUGAUGCUUCACGUGACUACUGCCAUUGUGAAGAAAAAGCAACAAGUACAAAGGGAUCUGAUAAUAGGAAAUCUCCUUCCGGAAGCUCUCUGUCUGUUUCUCCACCAAGACCUACAAGCUUAAGUCUGGACUUUACUAAAAGUACUGCAGAAAAAGUCAAACCCACCUCACCAAAAGUGUACCUCUAUAUCCAAAUGCAGCUGUGCAGGAAGGAAAACCUCAAAGACUGGAUGAGUAGAAGAUGCACGAUAGAGGAGAGGGAGAGAGCAGAGUGUCUUCAGUUCUUCCUGCAGAUAGCUGAGGCAGUUCAGUUUCUUCACAGUAAAGGACUAAUGCACAGGGACCUCAAGCCUUCCAAUAUAUUUUUCACAGUUGAUGACAUUGUAAAGAUAGGGGACUUUGGCUUGGUAACUGCUAUGGACCAAGAUGAGGAGGAAGAAUCCGUUCUUACUCCAAUGCCAGCUUAUGCCAGACACACAGGACAAGUUGGGACCAAACUUUACAUGAGUCCAGAACAGAUUUAUGGGAACACGUAUUCACACAAAGUGGAUAUCUUCUCAUUGGGACUGAUUCUGUUUGAGCUGCUUUAUCCCUUUAGUACUCAGAUGGAGAGGGUCAGGACAUUAAGUGAAGUAAGAAGUUUGAAGUUUCCACCAUUGUUUACUCAAAAAUAUGCACAGGAGUACACUAUGGUGAAGCACAUGCUCUCUCCAAGUCCCACUGAAAGACCAGAGGCAGAAGACAUCAUAGAAAAUCCUUUAUUUGAAGACUUAGAACUCCCAGCAAAAUCAAUGCUUAGGCAGAGAUCACGGACAAUGAGUUCCUCUGGAAUUAAACAUUCAAGACAACCAAGCAAAUAAUUGGGCACAAUUAUCCUGAGUAUACUCAAGAGAUCAAGGUGAUUAUUCAGCAGGCUGGAUCCUCUAUUACAGAACGUUGAUCUCUGAAACAGUUAUUCUCUAUUUCUCACAUUAUGUAGAAAACAUGUUGUAUGGAAUUCAGUUAAACUUGUUCACUAUUUUUAGAUGACCAGAUGAAAGCCAGUAACUAAACUUUUUGCAUUUCCUUGCUCUUUCUACCUUGAUCCUCAUAGGUUUAUUAGUCUAGCACACGGUUUACAUUUGUUUGGAUACAGCAAAUUUUAGCAGUGUGGGGAAACUGGAAAGAGAUGUAAUAUGUAAAUAGAAUUAAAAUACUGUAUUUUUAUAGAACAAAUUAGUCUCUAAGCCUCGUGAAUAUAUUUCCAGAUCACUUGCUCUCUGAAGAAAUGAAGGUGAUCUUGAAACUUUGAAAAAUCAUGACUCCGUUUUUGUCCCUGGUGGGUAAAGUGGGAAUCUGCACUAUUUCAAAAGUGAAAGUAUCACAGGUGUACAUAGGGUCACUAGGCAUAGCCCGUCUUUAGAAGAACUGGUGGCUUGUAUUGCCACACCAUAGUAGAUUUUAGGGAAUGCAUUUUGUACAUCCUGUAGAGGACAAAAGGAGGUUUUUUUAUGACCUUCCCCCUCCAAAUUAACAAAAAAAGGUUAUAGAUACUGUUAUGAAGAGCCAUAGUAAAAAAUUAAGCAUCUAUCAAAAUCUUGAAAUUCUGCAAUUUUUCAAUUAAGUCAUAAGGAAAUUAUGUAAUCUUGUAGAUUUGUACUUUUCUAAAUCAACUGUAGGCAUUUGUAUAAUCUGCUAAUUUAACUGCCUAAUACUAAGCCUUUAUUGUUCAUUGUAAAUAUGUUCAUUUUUAUUUAUAAAAUGCAGAAUCAAUCCAUUUGGGUUGGUAGUGUACAGAAUGCACUUGAUACUGUUGAAGUGCAUUAAUUAUUGUGACUUCUUUCAAGUCUAAAUGAUUUAAUAAAGUUUUUUAUUGAAAGCUUUA
This is a messenger RNA of Pelodiscus sinensis (Chinese soft-shelled turtle), 5409 nucleotides long. The record is from RefSeq and is a predicted model, not a curated record. Lineage: Eukaryota; Metazoa; Chordata; Testudines; Trionychidae.